UACUCCAUUAAUACUUGCCGGGAAGAGAAAACAUCCUAGCGGUUUGACAGCCUUUUCGCUCGUCUUAUAAAAGCUCAAGAGCGUUUUGAAAAAGAAGCAUUCGUUUUUUUACAAUAAUCCCAUCAACAUGAAGUUUUACCAACAGGUAGCUCUGGUACUUUUUGCUUUCGCCGUAGUUGCAUUAGCCGUGCCAACAAACAGACCAAGAAAACCGUUCAGGCCCAACCCCAACAGAGUGCAUAGGCGAAUAGAAGAAACUACGACGAUCCGAACUUAUCAGCCAAAAUACAAUCCCUUCAAAUCAACAGAAUUGUCGACGUCGACUACACCGUCAGUUUCACCUUUACGGAAGAAUGUUUAUUCCUCUUCUUCGACAAAAAUUUCAUCAGUCAAAUUAAUAGAGGAUCUUUCUACUGAUCCCCCAUUUAUUGCUGCUCCUGUAGAAGAGCCAUCCGAUUCACAGUCUUCCGGUCCUCCCCCUUCUCCGCCUGAAUCUGAAGCGGCAAUUUCACUUGCGGAGUUAGAAUUAUCCCCUCCUAUUUUAUUCUCUACUCCAUCUCCGGAUGAAGUAUCUUCUUCACCUUCGCCAACAAAACCAUCGUCUUCAACCUCCAAACCACUGAUUUCAACCACUACAAAAAAGCCUAGCUCCACUUCCGCUUUCAAAAAACCAGUUCUUCUCCGUCCUUCUAAAUCUGUGUCUCCUUCAUUCAAAUCUCAACAACCCACCCUCAGUACUCCCAAAAUAUUGGCCUCUUCAGUAUCUUCUUCUUCCCCUGGCACACCAUCUUUACGUGUUCCAAAAACUGUGGCUUCUCCAAUAUUUCCAUCCAAACCAUCGCAAACUUCGGCUACCUCAGUAACUCCUUCAACCUCUGCUCCAUCAUCAUCUUUACGUAGCCCAAAAAGCUUGGCUCCUCCACUAUUCUCUUCCUUUUCACAAACACCCAAAUCACCUGUUUCAACAGUAUUAUCGCAACCCUCCUUUGGCCCAGCACCAACUAGAAGUGAAAAAUCUGUCAACCUCCAAGCGUCAGAUGACUCUGCCAACAGUGCAUCGGUAAACUACAGCUUCUCUUAUAAGGUCACUGAUCCUCAAACUAGUCAGGACUUUGGCCACAGUGAGAACCGCGUCGGAAACCACACGAAAGGGAGGUACGACGUUCUCUUACCUGAUGGUCGUCGCCAGGUUGUCGACUACCAAAUCCUCAAUGACUCUGGUUAUGUAGCCGAUGUCUCAUACCAAGGCUAAUUCAGCGUCUCAAAAGCAAUUUCAUCGUAACACAUCAAUUCCCUGCGUGAAAAAAAAGAAGAUAAUCGCAUAUUCUUUCUUCAAAUCUUCGUGGCCCUAUCGAGCAAGGGAGAACAAGGGAAUUCCACUUCAGCUAUACCAUACAAUAUUACAAUCUUUUUUAUGCAAUACUGCAGCAUUCCAAGUUGAUCUUUGAAUGUGCUAUUAAUAGUUCUUGAAUAAAUGAAAAUACCGUACUUAAAAAUGUCAGACCAGUUGUUAAAUUGUUAAAAACCUAUACAUCGCUAUACAGGAUUACGAAAAUUUCGUAUCUACGCGCUUCAUGUUGGCUUUUUCACUCACCAUAUACACCAAAUACCAAUUUUCACUGGUAGAUGUCUCUUUUUUUUCGUUCGUCUGCUUCGUUUAUUUAGGUUACCUACCAGGUUUGGUGAAAUCCUGACGUAAAUUAAAUUUUAUUCCAGUCACCAAAAUUUCACAAAUGGCUUCCAUUUUUACUAAAAUUCAAUUGACUGCAUCACUGAUUUCGCGGCCGGCUACAGCUCUACUUAUAAAUCAAAGGGUUACACAAUCACGAGCUUUUUCAGCAAUCCAAGCUCCAGUUUCAAAGCCAGAAGGACGAACAAGAUGCACACUGAUCCCUGGUGAUGGAGUUGGCCCUGAAUUGCUGUACUCGGUUCAAGAAGUAUUUAAGGCUGCUGGUGUUCCCGUUGACUUUGAGCCAAAAUUUUUCAGUGAAGUCCAGCCUUUGAUGAGUGUUUCUUUGGAAGAUGUAGCUGAAUCAAUUUCGCACAAUGGAAUUUGUCUCAAAGGUAGCCUUGCUACUCCUGAUUAUAGUCAUUCGGGAGAUUUGCAAUCGCUAAGUAUGAAACUCCGUCGCAAGUUGGAUCUGUACGCUAACGUGGUGCACGUUAAAUCGUUGCCGGGAGUUAGGGCCCGUCAUAACAACGUUGAUAUGAUUAUCAUUCGCGAGGCUACAGAAGGAGAAUAUUCUGCUCUUGAACACGAGAGUGUCCCCGGCGUAGUAGAAUGCUUGAAAAUUAUCACUGCCGAAAAAUCGCAUCGCAUUGCCAAAUUUGCGUUCGAUUAUGCCACUAAAUUUGGCCGAAAGAAGGUGACCGCUGUACACAAGGCUAACAUUAUGAAACUAGGCGAUGGGCUCUUCCUCCGUUGCUGUCGAGAAAUCGCUGAACUUUAUCCUAAAAUCAAAUUCGAAGAAAUGAUUGUCGAUAAUACAACUAUGCAGUUGGUAUCUAAACCUACCCAGUUUGAUGUCAUGGUUAUGCCAAAUCUGUAUGGUGACAUCAUUGAUAAUUUGGCAUCCGGAAUAAUUGGAGGCGCCGGUGUCGUUGCUGGAGCGUCCUACUCUAGCAACUGCGUCGUCUUUGAAAUGGGUUCAAGCCACACUUUCUCUGAAGCUGUAGGAAAAAAUGUGGCCAACCCAACUGCCAUGUUGCUGUCAUCGUGUAACAUGCUAAACCAUGUCGGAUUAGAAUAUUACGGCAAUAUGAUCCAGAGUGCCGUUGAGCGAGUCCUGAAAGUUGGAAAGGUCCGAACAAAGGACAUCGGCGGUCAAUCGUCUACCAACGAAUUUACUUUGGCAGUCAUCAACAACCUCCGGUACUGAUCCGAUUCCCCGCCGAGUCCUGGAGAGAGGUUGUAUGACAUUCAGCCAAAUGCCAAGAGCAAUGUUCCCUUUACUAUUUCGGAACCUCCUCUUUAAGCAUUUUCUCUUUUCCUGAACUUUCUUCCAUCUCUGAGACUCUGACUAGUUAAAAUUGAUUAGACAAAAUUUUUCAAUUUC
Molecule: messenger RNA, 3056 nt
Organism: Daphnia pulex (common water flea)
Lineage: Eukaryota; Metazoa; Arthropoda; Branchiopoda; Diplostraca; Daphniidae
Gene: Idh3b
Product: isocitrate dehydrogenase [NAD] subunit beta, mitochondrial-like
Exons: 11
Coding region: 1734-2879 (381 amino acids)
Biological process (GO): isocitrate metabolic process; tricarboxylic acid cycle
Cellular component (GO): mitochondrion
Molecular function (GO): NAD binding; oxidoreductase activity, acting on the CH-OH group of donors, NAD or NADP as acceptor; magnesium ion binding
Source: RefSeq, a predicted model, not a curated record